Messenger RNA from Alternaria atra, 468 nucleotides. RefSeq lists its product as uncharacterized. The transcript has 2 exons. The coding region runs from base 1 to 468 and encodes 155 amino acids. Lineage: Eukaryota; Fungi; Ascomycota; Dothideomycetes; Pleosporales; Pleosporaceae. The record is from RefSeq and is a predicted model, not a curated record.
AUGGCUCAUCGGGGUAGGACGGCAAGAGGCUAUGAGACAACACCAAUCUGUUUGUACGUCGUGCUGACUUCGAAAGUGACCCGCUCCCACAAGUUCACUGACCGUGACCACGCCGGCAUUGCUGACGGCACUGCCGAGCGUGAACAAAGACUUCCCAAGUUCUUUGGCAAGUCCGGUCAUGCUGACACCGACCCGACCAAGACGAAGAAGGGUGGUAGCGGCAAGGGCAAUUGGGGCGCGGCUGGUGAUGAGGUCGAAGAUAUCAGGCCAAACAUGGCCUAUGCCCGUCGUCGAAGCAACUCGUCCACCCACAACAUGAAGGACUUCAAGACCAAGUUCGAGACAAUUGAAACCGAGCCCGUCUUCGAAGAAGAAAUUCACGGCCCUCUCGGCGAAGAACUGGAGAAGCAGAGCACCACUUCGACGGAGAACAGCAUCGCUGAGGAGGAACACGACAAAAAGAUGUAA